Molecule: messenger RNA, 2136 nt
Organism: Perognathus longimembris pacificus (Pacific pocket mouse)
Lineage: Eukaryota; Metazoa; Chordata; Mammalia; Rodentia; Heteromyidae
Gene: Tmem229a
Product: transmembrane protein 229A
Exons: 1
Coding region: 425-1510 (361 amino acids)
Source: RefSeq, a predicted model, not a curated record
ACGCGUUACGCCACCCCAGCCUACGGCAGAGGCGGGCGAGGCUGAGCCACAGCCACGGAGGGGAUGGGGCUAGGACCGGCCUCGGCCUCGGCGCUGCCAGCCUGGGCGUCGCCUCCCCUCGCUGGACUCCAAUAGGCCGCGCAGGGUGAUCGCGGGCGCCGCACUUCACUGGGAACUGGAGAAGAGGGCGCGGCGGGGCCGGCACGGGGUGGAGUGGGGGGGGGGGGAGGGAAUCCGCGAGUUAAGACCCCCCCAAACCAUCAGCUCCCCCUUGGCGGGACCCCAGCCAGGACGGAGCCCACUGCGCACCCUCGGGGGACCCACAGGGGCCGGCUAGCUGCAGCGUGGGGCUCGGCCGCCCGGCGGUGUCAGUAACAGCGGCGGCGGCGGCACGGGCUCCGGUUCCCGGCUAGCCUCGGAGCCCAUGGCGGGCAGCGACGCGGACAGCGCGGGGUCCGCUCGGGGAUCCGGUGCGGCUCAGCGAUCGGGGACCCCAGGCGGGUUGGGAAGCCAGGCGGCCACCCAGUGGCCGGAGGAGCCGCUGUCCACUGCUGAAGCUCGGGGCGAGGGCACGGCGCUGCCCGCCUGGAUGCGCCUCUACUUCUACGGGAUGCACGGCGUGGCGCUGGACGUGCUGGUGACCUCUGCGCGGGGCUUCGCGCGCAGCCCCGACCUGCGGAUGCUCGGCUUCUCCUCGCCCUACCGCUGCCUGCUGCACUCGCUCACGCACCUGGCGCUGGAGCAGCUCUACCUGCGGCGGCCGCGCUGCCCCAGCGCCUUCCUCUUCGAUUUCCUCCUCUUCCCCUCGGCCCACGUGGGGCUGCAGACCCUGGCGGGCCGGGCGCUGCGGCUCGGCCCGGGGGGCGGCGGCGCGGCGCCGGGGCCGCUGGACCGGGCGCUGGACCUGGCCCUGCACUACGUGCUGGCGCUCUACCACUGCCAAGUCUUCCUGAAGCGCUUCCUGCGCCUGCGAUACCGGAGGUACCGGCGACCCGGGGCGCAGCCGCCGCCGACUGACAGCGGCCGCCGCCGCCCCCGAGGGCCCAGCGGCCCCGGAGGAGCCCCGAGCCAGGGCCUGCCGGACCUGCCUCGCUUCCUUUUCUUUGGGAUGCACGGUUUCCUGGAUGAGAUCUUCUUCACUUUCUUCUUUAACGUGCUGGGCGCGGGGGGCAGGGCCACUGCGAGCGGCCACACGUCGCUCUGGUCCUUCCUGAUGUAUGGCAGCUGCAGUUUCGUGGUGGAGAAGCUCUACUUCCACCUGCACUACCACCGCGGGUGGGGCACGUGGAAGCGGGUGCCCAUCUACGUGCUGUUCAUCUACGCCUGGGAGCUGUCCUGGGGGCUGGGGCUGCGCACCUGCGGGGCUUGUUCUUGGGAUUAUUCGCACUAUCCACUGAAUUUCAUGGGCCUCAUCACCCUGAUGUAUCUACCGGGUUGGAUUUUCCUCAGCCUGUACCAGGACCUCCUGUCCAACGUGCUGUGGCAGGUGCAGUAUGUGCCCGCUAAGUGAGCGCAAAGGGCGAGAAGAACGAGAGAAGAGUCCGAGGAAUCCCAGAAGUGAGGACAGCCGCUCUUUACACGUCCAACACCGAGUGCAUGUUGUUUUGAGUCUUUGCAUUUUUAUAUACACUUUGCUAAACACUUCUGAUACGUUUCAUUGACCUUUUGUCUUUGCUUUACUCUCUCCCGACUCUUUGGAACAUGUAGGUAAAAUAACAACACUUUGAAACAAACUACUCAAACCUAACUGAAGUAUUUCAUUCAUCAGGAAUUGUAAAAGCUUUACAAGCUCCAACAACAAAACCAUCAGACCUUAACGUGGGAAAGCGGUAGUGUUGAUUUGCCAGGAUGUAAGUGGGUGAUAGCUAUUAGUUUUCCAUUAAAAAAAAUGUAACUUCCUCAAGUCAGAGAGCAGUGAUUCUGUUUACAAGAUUUAGUGGCUUUAAAAAAAAACCCUAAUGAUUUGCUUUCUUUUUUAAUUCAAUUUCAUUUUAAUGUCUGGACACAUUUACCAAUGCUAACUGAAACUCCACCUCUUAUAUUUAUGAACUGCUCUUAUUAAGGGCAAUUCAUAGUUCCUAAAGUGCCUCUGCCUAACACACAAGUGAAAAAAAAAAACACCUGACAAAUGUGAAA